This is a messenger RNA of Notechis scutatus (mainland tiger snake), 2249 nucleotides long. NCBI's taxonomy places the organism in Eukaryota, Metazoa, Chordata, Lepidosauria, Squamata, Elapidae. The record is from RefSeq and is a predicted model, not a curated record.
CCUAAAGCAGACGGUUCUGGUGGUUUUUGCAGAGCUCCGAAUCCAGCCUCAAGAAGAAAAUGAUGAAGCGGAAAGGGAAAACGGAGAGCCCCUGGUUGAAACCCACCCGCAAACGGAGGCGGAGAAAUAAAAAGAAAAAAACCAACUUAAUAGGUCCUGACUCUUACAAGCCCCCUUCGGGGAGCGAGGAAGGAGCUGGGCAGGAGAGCAGCAUGGAGUACCUGGAGGUGCCUCUGCAUUCCUUGGAUCUGCGGGUGAAGGAGGCGCUGUCUUCGCCAUCAGAAGGUCUUUCUAAUGGUUCUGGGGCAAUGGAAACAGACGGUCUUCAAGAAGUGCCUCUCUGCAGCUGCCGGAUGGAAACUCCAAAAAGCCGGGAGAUCACCACGCUAGCCAACAACCAGUGCAUGGCCACGGAGAGUGUAGAUAAGGAGCUGAGUCGAUGCACCAACCGCGUGCUGAAGUACGAGCUGAUGCGCGCGUCGAACAAAGUCCAGCUCUUGGUGUUGUGCGAGGACCACAGAGGGAGGAUGGUGAAACAUCAGUGCUGCCCUGGUUGCGGCUUCUUUUGCGUGGCGGGCACUUUCAUGGAGUGCCAGCCGGAAAGCAGCGUCUCUCACCGGUUCCACCGGGACUGCACUUCCCACGUCCAAGGCACGAGCUACUGCCCCCACUGUGGGGAGGAGGCCUCCAAGGCAAAGGAGGUCACAGUGGCCAAGGCGGACACCACUUCCACCCUGCUGCUGACCUUGGAGCAGGCGAAACCAGGUGCUUUCGAAGGAAAGGCUGACACGACCACUGGAAGUUUCAGUGGGCCUGCAACCCAGCAACCUGAAGAAGUGAGAACUGAGAACUUGUCCAGCGAGAUGUUCGAUUUGGCUGGGACGUCGCUGUUCCCUAAGCCGCCUCCGGCUGGUUUAUCCCAAGGGCCUGUUAAAGAAACCUUGGAGAGCGCCCUGAUCGCCCUGGAUUCAGAAAAGCCGAAGAAAUUACGGUUUCACUCGAAGCAGCUGUACUUCUCAGCCAGGCAAGGGGAGCUCCAGAAGGUUCUCCUUAUGUUGGUGGAUGGGAUUGAUCCCAACUUCAAAAUGGAGCACCAGAGUAAGAGGACGCCUCUUCAUGCAGCCGCAGAAUCGGGACACGUGGAGAUUUGUCACAUGCUACUUCAGGCUGGUGCUAACAUAGACACCUGUUCUCAGGACCAGAGGACUCCCCUUAUGGAAGCAGCAGAGAAUAACCAUCUGGAAACUGUGAAAUACCUCAUUAAGGCUGGAGCGUUGGUAGACCCCAAGGAUGCUGAAGGAUCCACCUGUUUGCACCUGGCAGCGAAGAAGGGCCACUACAACGUGGUGCAAUACCUCCUGUCUAAUGAACAAACGGACGUCAACUGCCAAGAUGACGGAGGCUGGACGCCGAUGAUAUGGGCGACGGAGUACAAGCACGUAGAGCUGGUGAAGCUUCUCUUGGCCAAAGGCUCUGACAUCAACAUCCGAGAUAACGAGCAGAAUAUCUGUUUACACUGGGCUGCUUUCUCUGGCUGCGUCGACAUCGCCGAGAUUCUCCUGGCUGCUAAAUGCGACUUGCACGCGGUGAACAUUCACGGAGAUUCUCCGUUGCACAUUGCAGCCCGGGAAAAUCGCUACGAGUGUGUAGUACUCUUCCUCUCCCGCGGCUCCGACGUGGCCCUGAAAAACAAGGAAGGCGAGACUCCGCUGCAGUGUUCAAGCCUCAACUCUCAAGUCUGGGUCACUUUACAGAUGAACAAGACCCUGAAAGACUCAGCUCCAGAGAAACCCGCCCAGGUGGAGAAGAUACUAAGCAGAGACAUCGCCCGGGGUUACGAGCGGAUCCCGAUUCCCUGCAUCAAUUCGGUGGACGGCGAGCCCUGCCCGGUCAACUACAAGUACAUUUCCCAGAACUGCGUGACUUCGCCCAUGAAUGUGGACAGGAACAUCACACAUUUGCAGUACUGCGUGUGCAUAGACGACUGUUCCUCCAGCAAGUGCAUGUGUGGACAGCUGAGUAUGCGCUGCUGGUAUGACCGGGAAGGACGGCUGCUGCCAGAGUUCAACACGGCUGAACCUCCGCUAAUUUUCGAGUGUAACCACGCCUGUUCCUGUUGGAGAAACUGCCGGAAUCGGGUGGUGCAAAACGGACUCCGGACAAGGUUGCAACUUUUCCGGACGAGGAAGAUGGGCUGGGGUGUGAGGACGAUGCAAGACAUUCCGCUGGGGACCUUUGUGUGCGAGUGA